Solanum pennellii is the source of this 955-nucleotide messenger RNA. RefSeq names its product exonuclease 1-like. The coding region runs from base 48 to 752 and encodes 234 amino acids. The record is from RefSeq and is a predicted model, not a curated record. The transcript has a single exon. Lineage: Eukaryota; Viridiplantae; Streptophyta; Magnoliopsida; Solanales; Solanaceae.
UCAUGUUAUAAGACAAACUUGAAACAUAGAAAAAAAGAAUUUUAAAAAUGGAUUCUUAUUCAUAUGCUAUUUCUUCUUCUAAUAAUAAUACUUCUUCUACAUAUGCAAAAGAAGUGAAGAAAAAUAAAAAAUUAGCUUCAUAUCAUUCCUCACUUCAUGGAGUUAGAAGGCUCCCAUUAAAACCAAUGACUAAACUACCAAUUGCACCUUUGCCACCAACACCUCCUAAAAUAUAUAGAGUUGAACCUAAUGAUUUCAAGGAUGUUGUCCAAAUGCUCACUUCAUCUCCCGAGUUUCAAACUGUCUCCAAUGAUUCUAUCUCUCGUUCUGAUUCUGGUUCUGGUUUUGAUUCUGGCUCUGGUUGUAGCUCUGGCUCUAGCUCUUUCAAUUCGAGGCGUUUACAGGAUAUUGCUCCUCCUCCACUUGAUCUCUCACCGGUUUCAUUACAAAGAAGUAACAAUAACAACAAUAAUAACAAUAAUAAUAAUGAUGAUUAUGUUCUUGAACAAUGGCGCGAGUACCUUCUUCCUUCUUCUUCUACAAACAACCAAUUUGAGAUGUGUGUUGAUUCAACAACGUUCGAAGCACAAGAAAGAUCACAUGUAAUGUCUCGGAUUCCAUCAGAAAAUUAUUUUGGGUCGUGUAGUCCCUUGGCUAAUUUUCCUCUAUCGCCCGCUUCUUUUGCAUGGUGUUCUUCUAUUCUCUUUAGCCCGGGGACACUUACUUCACCAAGCGCGGUUCAAAUCAUAUGAAUGUUUGCAGCUUAUAAUUAGUUCUUCAUGUUUAUUACUUGUGAGUUGACCAAGAAUUUGAAUUGGAAUAUCUAAAUGGGAGAUAUCACAAUUCAAAUACUUUGAUGAAAUUGCUUUUUUUUUUCCUUCUUUAAGAUGUUUUCUAUUUCCUAAAGUUAUGUUAAUUUGUAAUUUGUUAAGUAAUUCACUAUUUUCUUCAAUUG